Molecule: messenger RNA, 3583 nt
Organism: Cuculus canorus (common cuckoo)
Lineage: Eukaryota; Metazoa; Chordata; Aves; Cuculiformes; Cuculidae
Gene: SLC38A9
Product: solute carrier family 38 member 9
Exons: 15
Coding region: 154-1830 (558 amino acids)
Biological process (GO): amino acid transmembrane transport
Molecular function (GO): amino acid transmembrane transporter activity
Source: RefSeq, a predicted model, not a curated record
CUUUAAGAGGCGGCGCGGCCCCGCCCCCCCGCGGCGGGCUGGGAAGCGUAGUCCGGCGGGCACGCGCCUUCCGCCCCGGCCCGGGCUCUGCCUGCCGCGGCGCAGCGGGUCAGAGUAACUGAGAGAAUCUAGACGAAGGCACAUUCACUAAAUAUGGAAGAGGACACCAAACCUCUCUUGGUUCCUGUAGAAGGUGAUGAAAGCAGUCAUGGUAUGAAUAUACAGUUUAAUCCAGAAGACCUUAAAUGCAAAAGACCUUUUCACGUGGAGCCUACAAACAUAGUCAGUGUGAAUGAUGACAUGCAAAGAGUCACUGAUGAAGCUUCAGCAAUGAAUAAGCGGAUUCAUUACUAUAGCAGGCUCACAUCUCCUACAGACAGGGCAUUGAUUGCUCCUGAUCAUGUCCUUCCAGCUCCUGAUGAAAUCUAUGUGUACAGUCCAUUAGGAACUGCUUUUAAAGUUGACAGUUGCACAGAUGGCUAUGGUAAAAACUCCAGUCUAGUGACAAUAUUUAUGAUAUGGAAUACGAUGAUGGGUACGUCUAUAUUAAGUAUCCCAUGGGGAAUAAAACAGGCAGGCUUUACUUCUGGAAUCAUUCUCAUCUUACUGAUGGGCGUUUUGACUCUUUAUUGCUGCUACAGAGUUGUGAAAUCACGGAAAAUGAUACCUUUAAUAGAUACUUCAAACUGGGAAUUCCCAGAUGUUUGCAAAUAUUACUUUGGAUCCUUUGGUCAAUGGUCGAGCCUCUUAUUUUCUAUGAUCUCACUUGUUGGAGCCAUGGUUGUUUAUUGGGUGCUUAUGUCCAACUUUCUGUUCAACACAGGAAAGUUUAUAUACAACUUUGUUCAUGACGUUAAUGUAACAGAUAUUGUUCCUGGCACAAAUGGAAGUAACAAAGUCAUUUGUCCAAGUGCUGCUAGCGGUCACCCACCAGAGAACAGGAGCGUGAUUUUCUCUUCUGGCAACGAUACAGGUUUUGAACUCUUUCAGGAGUGGUGGAACAAAUCUCAAACAGUACCAUUUUACUUGAUUGCUGUUCUUCUACCCCUGCUAAAUCUGAAGUCUCCAUCCUUCUUUGCGAAGUUUAAUGUCCUAGGUACGGUUUCAGUUGUCUACUUAGUUUUUCUGGUUACUGUAAAGGCUGCUCAUCUGGGAAUCCAUUUAGAAUACCACUGGUUUACAGAGACUGAAUUUUUUGUACCAGAGUUUAGAGUCCUGUUCCCUCAACUCACAGGGGUUCUGACACUUGCCUUCUUCAUCCAUAAUUGUGUCAUCACACUUCUUCAAAACAACAGGAAUCAAGAAAACAAUGUGAGAGACCUCUCUAUUGCAUACUUCCUGGUGGGAUUAACAUAUCUGUAUGUUGGAAUGAUAAUUUUUGCAUCUUUUCCUUCUCCACCACUGUCCAAAGAAUGUAUUGAACAGAAUUUUCUAGAUAAUUUUCCCAGUGAUGAUAUCAUGUCAUUUGUUGCAAGAAUAUUCCUGCUGUUCCAGAUGAUGACUGUAUACCCACUGCUGGGCUAUCUUGCACGAGUUCAGCUGUUAAAACAGUUUUUUGGAAAUGCUUACCCAAGUGUCUUCCAUGUGCUUGUCCUGAACAUAGCAAUUGUAGGAGCUGGAGUAGCAAUGGCAAGAUUUUAUCCAAAUAUAGGAGGUAUCAUAAGAUACUCUGGAGCAACAUGUGGUCUGGCCUUUGUAUUCGUGUAUCCAUCCCUCAUCUACGUGAUCUCCCUGCAUCGUGCUGGGCAGCUGACGUGGCCCACAUUGAUCAUUCACAUCUUUAUAAUCCUCCUUGGACUGGCUAAUCUGAUUGCACAAUUCCUAUUGUGAAAACUCCCCCUUUUCCCUAUGGUUGUCACAAGUGGUACUGUGACAUUUGGCAACAGCCUUGAGCAACACUGUCACACAUGAGAAUAAACAACCCUCAGUAUGAUCUUCUUGAGAAAAACAGCACCUUUGAAACAAAUACAAAACACAUCUUUCAAGUGCUUGACAGGAAACCUAUCUUGCUCCUCUAAAAUACAGUUUUGUGAGAAGUAAAAUGGUUAGAUUUGAGUGAGGUAGUUCUCCUGGUUUUGUUGAACAUGCAUCAAAGAUUAAUGAAGCACAAAUAUUUUAAUUUUUGCACCACACUUCUCAAAACACAAAGCUUUCAGCCCCGGGCUGUAAACUCCCUUCUUUUCGUCCAAAGGAACUGUCCUUACCUUUAUUGAUACUUAUGUGUUCACAAUAUUGUUCAGUGACUGAAAUGCUUUUUUGUUGCAGUUAUUUUCCUGUUUUGUUAUUUUGUUAGUCAUUUGGGCUAAAAUGAGCUCUUAAUUUUGAAUAUGCUAUGAAAUUGUUUUGGCAAUAUUUCUCCUCUAGGGAAUUCCAACUAAAAGAAACAAUAAACUCAUGUCUUAGUCUUUUAUUCAGGACCAAUACAUACACAAGUUAUUUGUGAUCUUACAGUGAAAAAAAGUAAGGUGGAUAAAAAUAAAUUAGACCAAGACAAUUAAAAUUAGAACUUCUGGCCUGAUCUCACUUCAACUCUGUUAAGUGGGCUGUUAAGUGCUAUGAAGUUGUCUCUCCAGGAGCUGCAUGUGAUUUUAUGGACACAAUGUUCAGCACAGGCUUGCAUCUUCCCUUGCUGCCUUGCUCCAGACAUUUUGGAUAUGAGCGGAGAGAUAAAUUUGGCAGUCUUCAGAACUGUGGACUAAAUCAAAUAAUAUAAAAUAAUAUAUAAAAAUCUAAGUUACCAGACACUAGUGGAAUGUCAUCUUUUGUGGUUGCAGAGAGAGUAAAAACUCUCUGUACAGAAUUUCAGUGUAUUAAAAUAAUCAACAGAUGUAGAAUAAUUGAAAGAGAAUUCUGAGCAGUGCUAAAUUCCGAAGUAAGUAAAAGUGGAAAGAAGUGGGAAUGAUGCAGUAUUUGUGAAGUGGGAGUUGAGUUGGGAGGGAUAAUUAGGGUAAGAGUUCAUAUUUUCAUCAGAAAUGCAAUUAAAAGCAUAACCUAGAUAAUUACCUUCUCUGGGAAACAAUGUGAAUUUCUGUAGUGAUCAUGGAAAUCCGUUUGUUUGAGUUAAGCUCUUGACUUAACUGACUUGCAUAAAUAUACUUUGAUAUGUGUGAAAUACAAGGUCAUAUGGGUUUGGAAUGUUAUCUGCACAAUACAGUAAUUAUUUCAGAUUCUGUCUUUGUUUGUUGUGAAACUUUUUGUGCCUUUAAAUCGUAACAGGAGAAUGCAUCAAUCGCCUGUUCUGUAUAAGAGAGAAAAUUACCAUUCUGGUAAUUUUCCCUGUGUAUACCCAUACAUGCCACUGCUUGGUUUCCUUAUUCUCUAGGGCAUAUCUGUCCACCUUUUUGCUGCCUAGUGGUGAGCACAUCUUGCGGUGCUGACACUGGUAGCACUGGCCAACACGUCUGCUUUUUAGGGACUGGGUCUGACCUCUUCCACAAAAUACUUCCUUGAAUGUCUAGGUAGUCAUCACUUCAUGUAAUUUGAUGGCUGCAUUCCCUCAAUGUUCUCAGCAGUGUAUUUCACCAAUUAAACCUGUGCUAUUUUUUUUUACUUUCCAACUGCCGUAACCUGAAGUACAUUUUUG